GAACAGGUGUCAGACCAAGUUCACGUAGCACGAUACCGUCGUUUCCGUGUAAACGACGUUGCUUCUCGCUAGGCGUCGGGAUGCCACAGCGACAGUGCCGGUCCGCCAGUGACGUAGAUGUCGUCGAAGUUGUAGAUACGCCACCAAAACGCCAGUGAAGACGGUUCGAGAGAAAAAAAAGUGCGGUGCUGGAUACGAAAACCCUCUAGUUCCAUGGGACUAUCUACAUAGCCUGAGAUCGUGCAAGGGUACACAACAUGAAACUGCUCACAGGAAUAUCUGCCUACGAAUUACCUCCACGAUUUCGAGAUGAAGGAUCACAGUACACAUCGGUCAAGGAGACAUCUACUGUCACACUUGAGGCCGAGCUUUACCAUGUUUCAAAAGACACUGAUAUUGAAUGGACAAAAGACGAUGCACCAUUGGUGCCCGAGAAACGAAGAAGGCUGCGGAUCACAGGAAAUUUGGUCCAGCUGACCUUGGACAACGUCCAGAAAGAUGACGCCGGAAUCUACAGGGUCCAAGCCAAGUCUCCAGCAGGAGUGGCGAGCAGGGACCUGGAGCUCAGAGUGUCGAAUGCGACAUCUGCUGAAGAUGACGAACCACCAGCUUUCAUACGUAGACUGACAGAUCUUUUCGUGAAAGUUGGAACGAGGACUAGGUUUCUGGUGGAGAUUCGAAGUAGUUCUGAGCUUGUGGUUGAUUGGUACCACAACGAAGAACCCAUAGAGGAGGGAGAAAGGCUAAGGAAAGUAAGCGAAGGAGGUUUUUAUUGUUUGGACGUAGCUCCAGUGACUGCUCAAGAUGCCGGUAGGUGGGUCUGCACCGCUAGAAACGCUUCUGGACAAGCUUCCAGCUCGAGUCAUCUCAACGUACUUGUACCAAAGACGUACAAACCACCCGAGUUCCAUGAAGAACUACGUGCUCUUCUCACAGAACAGGGAACCGUUUCUCUGGAGUGCAAGGUGGUCGGAGUGCCAACCCCACUCCUCCGAUGGUUCAAGGAUGGACAAGAAAUAAGGGCUGGUGACGUUUUUGCCCUGACUGCCAACCCGGAGGAUCCCACGUCCCUUGGGACCUACAUGUGCGAGGCUGUCAACUGCAUGGGCAGGGCCGUUUCCAGUUCCAAGCUGCAUGUGAUCGGUAAGGGCGAGGAGGGGUACAAGACAUCGACAGAAAGUGCAAUUCCAUCUGGACCACCCCCGAUAUUUACACGAGAUUUAAAAGACGAAUCGAUCAAAAUCGGCGAUCCCUUAUCACUAUCUUCUCAAGUGAUGGUGCCACCGUGGCCGAAGAGUAUCACGUGGUACAAUUCGGAGGGUAAGAUAGAGGAUAAGCCUGGAGGAAGAUAUCAUCAAAGGGCUGAUGGUUUAGGAGGGUACAUGAUAGAUGUCAAACCGACCGAAGCUGCUGAUCAAGGCGAAUGGAAAUGCGUGGCAACAAGCGCAGACGGAUCUAUGUCCAUAUCGAGAUGCGAAGUCAAAAUGACGAUUCCGAAAUAUUUCAAGAAGCCCCGUUUCAUGGACAGCCUCAAGGCCGUCUUGACGGACGAAGGGCUGGUCUCCUUCGAAUGCAAGGUUGUCGGAUCUCCAACGCCUUUACUCAGGUGGUUCAAGGAUGGCCAGGAAUUGAAGCCUGGCGAUGUAUAUCUCUUGACCGGUACGAACUCCCUCGGUUCCUACUGCUGCAUUGCUAGAAACUGCAUGGGAGAGGCUAGGAGUUCCGCAGAGCUGACGAUCGAGGACAUCCAGAGCCAUCUGAACGACGAAGAACGAACGCAGCUGAUCCUGAAGAGCCAGGCCCCAAGGAUUCUUCACGGAUUGAAGAGCUGCGAAGCGAAGAUAAACGAACCUUUUAGAUUUAGUGUGCAAGUCAGUGUAACAACCCCCUUGGCGGAAGUAGCAUGGUUCCGCGACGACAACACCAUAGAAAACGAACCCGACAGGUACAUCCCCAUCAGAGAGAACCUGGGGGUGUACCACUUGGACAUCGCCAGAGUGGAGUGCAUCGAUCAGGCGGAGUGGAAGUUUGUAGUGACCAACGAGUUUGGUCAUUCAGUCACCACCUCUUUCCUUAAGGUGUUGAUUCCGAAACACUUCAAGAAGCCGAGGUUCCUGGAGAACCUCCGUGCUGUCUUGUCCGAGGAGGGAGCAGUCAAUUUGGAGUGUAAGGUUAUUGGAGUGCCUCAGCCAGUGUUGAAGUGGUACAAGGAUGGAGUGGAGCUGAAGCCUGGGGAUAUUCAUAGGAUAACUUCAGGAGAGGGUGGUACUUGCUGCCUGGGAACCUACACCUGCGAAGCAAGAAACUGCAUGGGUACUGUUGCAUCCUCCGCUUCUUUGUUAGGCUUCGAGGAACAGCAAACCAGAGCUCAACAGCAACGUAUAGAACUGGCCAGAAUUCCAUCAUUGUCUACUAUACACGAAGAGAGGACAUCGCAACUCUACGACACCGCUCACGGGGACCAAUCUUUGACCAUCGAUGACAGGGGAGAGAUUUCCUUCUCCUUUGAUGGCAAGGACGUAUCAGUUUCCUUAUACGAAACCCCUGAUUUGACCGAAGAAGAGGCCAUCCAGAUUGUAGAGAUGUACGCAGACCAGCUAUCAGAGCAUGUAUCAGAGCACAACAUCGUAGAACUACCAUCUUUAAGAUUCGUGAAAGAAACGUCCACCUCCGGUAACCUGGUGAUGGAGGCGGUGGUUGUAGACGUCUCGGAUGACUACUUCACAGCAGCCGCCGAAGAUGAUCUCCGCACAGAGGCGGAUGUCGACGAAAUGAUGUCGAUGACGGAUGAGUCCGGCAAUUUGAUAUCAUCUGUUAGAUCAGAGCAACUAAAAAUAGACCUCUCUUCUUACGAAGACGUUCCAAAAAGACCUCCUAGAAGAUCUGAUUCGCAGAAGACCAAUUCGUUCCACAGUCUAUCCAAGAAUCUCUCGGUGCAAUCUGAUGGAGCUGAAGAAAGUUUGGCAGCAGCUAUGGAGCUGGAAAGCGAGUCUCUUGGUGAAUAUGAGAGUGCAAUAAGUUCUGAGAAGAUCAAAGAUGAUAGAGCCUUCCAAGUCGCAGCCAUAACCCAAGCUUCGAGUCAACCAGAUAACCUAGAUUCUAGAAGACCUCUCACACCACACACUACCCAUGAAAUAGGUUCUGAUUUGAGGGUCAACAGAAGCGAAAGUGGUGAGCUCCGUUCGUCUAGAAGAAGAUCUUCUCAGAGCUCAAACGAUACCCACUGUGGCCAACGAAGCCUCGAUUUGAUUGAUGAUUCAUUCCCAAGAGACCUACAAGGUGAAGAAGGUGAUGGUUUGGUUAUAGACAGGGAACUGAAUGCUGCUAAAUUGCAAGAAUUUAAAGAAGAAGAGAAAAAUUUGAUAGAAGAACUAAAUUUCACUCUAUUAGAUCUAAAACAUAGUUUGAAAUCGGUGGAAGAAGAAAUCUACGUACAGUCGUCUCAAAAACAAUCUUCGACUUCUUCCACUCAAAGUCUUGAACUUCUCAACAGCAUUCUGCAACCUAUAAGUGAUAUUCACUUAGUUUUCGAAGAGACAAGAAGACCAGAUAAUAUGUCUACGGUGGAACUACUGGCUCCUCCUAUAUUUGAGCUUCAAAAAGGUUUAUCUAUAAUGGAAAAGUGCAUUGAACUGCAAGGCAAAGAUCAUACAUUAGUCCAUAAAACCUGUGCUAACAUAAUAGAUUCAAUAGGUCCACAAAUACACAACACCUUAGCCUUGGUUGAAAAUAUAACUAUGCUAGAAAAAGAAUUGAAUUCGACAAAAGGAAAUGGUAGAAUGACCCCUUCGAAAAUUAUUCAAGAAGUUUGCAUCACUAUUAAAGAAAUGGUCUCUAGUUUAGACAGGGCUGAAAAUAUCCUACAGGGUAAAAAGGAGGCUUGGUUCCAUGAGAGAAUCAAGAGUGAUUCAAUUUCUGAGCAUUCAUCUAGGGAUAGCGAUUUGUUGGAUCGUUUCUAUGUUCCAGCUAUUUUGAUAAAGAAUGCUCUGGAAGAUUUGGAAAAACAAGUAGUUAAUGCAGAUCCUCAACGUAUGUUCUCCACUAUCAGACAACCAAUCAUCGAUAAACUAACAGUUCCUCUCCAAAACCUCAAGGAAGAACUCGAACUUCUCGGAAAACAGUCUGUCAAACACAGAAACGACAAAUCAUUGGUGCAGGAGUUGAGAUUGAUAGUUUUGGAACAGUUAACAUCACCAAUUAGUGAUCUCAAAAAUGAAUUUAAAAAUGUUUGCGACAUGGAUUCAACCAAGAAAAACUCCGAUGUAGAUAAUAUAUCACUUCUGGAUUCUUUCGUUGCCCCCACCAUGGAAAUAUUAACAAGUCUCGAAAAACUCAAGAGGUCUGUUGAUACGUCCGAAAUAACAGCAACUUCAAGAAGUCCAAUUCCUGAAACAUCAACAUCCGAAGUAGUCAAGGAUGUUUUUCAUCAAGUCAGCCAAAUUGUGUUCACAAACAUUUCCCAAUUGGUGGAAGAAUUUCUGUUUAAUAUUGAAGCCGCCCAAAGGAAUACUGACGAUACUUCUCUGUUAGAAGCUCUGCGACAAUUGUCUUCUCUUCAGAAGGACUUCGCCUCUUGUACUUUCAAGGUUUCUCAGGUAGAAAACGAAUCAUCAGUCAAGGCUUUAGAAAGUUUAUUCCAACCUCUUCAAAUAUUGAACACUCAAAUCAUGGAAGUUACCUCCUCAAACGCGAGCGUCAUCUUGGAUGAUAUUAUUGCUUCUUUGAGCAUAUUGGAGGAAAGCAUCGUUGUCGAACAAGAAGAUGAAGAAGUAUAUAAGACAAUCUAUUUGCUCAGGAAAAGAACCAAUGAAGUCAAGGAGAACAUUUGUGGAUUGACUGAAAGAGGAUCAAUGAUUGAAUCAUUAGCUGAAGAUUGUAGUAGCGUAGUGGUAAUAUUAGAAGAAGGAACUGAUACUGUGAUAGCAGAAAAUAUGGUGGAGGAUACACGUGAGGUUAUCAAUAUAUUAGAGAAAUGUUCAGCAACUCAGCUCAUCUUAGAACCUGUUAUGCCUUCAAUUGAAGCUUUAGAUGAGAUAAUGCACGACGACAACUUACUAAAGAACAAGUCUGAUUUAACACUUCAAGAACGGUUCGCCUUACAACGGUACGUCCAACCCUUGGAAUACAUAGAAGAUCAGAUAAUCGAAUCUGUGGAUACAAUCACGGCACAAACAAAUGUAGAGCAACUAACAGAAAUCAAAGUACUUCUAGAGCAUUUGCAAUAUAAUGUUGCUGUCAUGCAUCAGCAAAUAGUUGAUGAAACACACUUUUUGGAGGCAACUCCCAAACCAAGUUUCGAUCACUUGAAGAAGUGCAUAACAGCAGUUCAGAGUCUACCUAUUAUAGCAGAAACUCCAGAGACCGAAGCUAUAGUUUCCCCUGCAACAAGCAGAGCAAUUUUGGAGAGUGUUUACGAGUUAGAAAAAUGCUUGGCAGGCUUUAGAGAGGAAACAACAGCUGAUUCCGAUGAGGUGAUAGCUCCACAAAUUAUACAACAGGCUGCAGAAAUUGCAGAACGUGUUCAAGAACUCAAACAGGUGUCUUUGUUUGAAGGCAGCUCUUCAGUUUUGACUCCUGAAGACAUAGAGAAAAUCAAAAUGUUGUCGGAGCCUCUAAGAAGGUUCAGUCACAGUAUCGCCACUGUCCAAGGGGUGGCAGAUAGUCAAGAACAGAGGUUGCAGGUGUUUGAAUUCUUAUUGGAGCCCUUGGAAGAUAUAGACAAACUGAUUAAAAACAUAUCGAAUGAAACCAUCAAGAACUAUUUGAUCAAGUUGGAGGAUCCUCUGAGCCAAGCCUUGGAAAUAAUUUUUUUGGAGAAAGGUAACAUGGAUAUAACAUCGGCAGAGAUAGAACCCAUUGCGAAAAUUGGCGAAAUAGCUAACAAUAUGAGAGAUGAGGUUAUUUCGAUUAUAACGAGUGAAGGCUUGCCUUCAACUGAAAAUAUGAGGGAAUUCCUACAGGAUCUGGAUAAGGUCACAUCACAAAUUCCAGAUGAUAGUAGUUUAAAGUAUGUAAGGAAUUGUAUGAGACAUUUUGGCAAUUCUAUAAGUUCUGUCCUUGAUGAACUUUCCACAGUUGAACAAGAAGAAAUAUCAGAGUCGACCCUUUCGCUUGCACAGGAGGUGCCAGAAGAGGAGAAAAUAAAAGCCGAUAUGGUGCAGUUUAUUUCAGAAAUUAUUGAUCUGAUGAAAAGUAAAACUCCUUCAUGCUCAAGAAAAUGUUUACUACCAGAAACACUGCAAUGUACUCUUGGUAAUCGAAAUUUGAAUGAAUUAUUUAAAGAUAUUCCUUUGGAAAUAUGUUCACCCAUAUUGCAAAAAAUGAAAAGCCUUCUGAUAACCAUCAAUGAAUAUCUGGAUUAUGAAAUUCCUUCAACUGAGAGAGUAAGAUCUGAAACUCAAAGGUUCAUCGAUACCUUGCCUUUAGAAGGUGUAGAAGAGAAGCCUUUGAUUGAACUGUCACAAAUGUUCUUCUCCAUAAGAAGUGUUUUGGAUGAAAUAUUGUUACAAGAGAAGAAAUUCAAAGAGAUCAAACAACAAUGUAUAGAAAAUCUAUCUGCAACGAUAGAAAUGUUUGGAACGUUAGUUUCCACCCAGAAAAUCACAGAGGGUGGAACAUUCAGUUCUACGGAUUUCCACAAAACGUUGUGUUCCUUAAAACCACUUGUAUUUGAUAUGGCGGAGUUGGAUCUCGCUGAAGAAAAUUUGGAGUACAUACAAACAAUUCAAGAAGCUUUCUUGGAAAUGAAUCAGUUAUUGGAUAGUUCCUCGUCUAGAACAUAUAUUGGUGAGAGAAAAAAAACACUGAAAAUUUUCAGUAUCCAAGAUAAUGGAUCAGAAAAAUUAAAGAAUUUCGAGAAAACAUUACAAGGUCUCAUAAAAUUCAUUCCAAGCAUUGUUGAAAAUAUAGACGAAAUGAAGAGAGUGACAUUGAGAAAUGAGAAAUUGCAAAUAGUACACGAAAAACUGAGUCAGCUCUGUCAAUCAGUUUUUCUCGAUUCGUCUAGGGAAGAACUAUUAGUUCAGAGUAUUCAGGAUACAAUAUCUGAAAUAAAAAGUCUUCUUCACUCUCAGGAUAUUUUUAAUCCAGACGAAGGGAAAACCUUCGAACAAAUAUGCAGUUAUUUGAGUGGACUUUCCACUAGUAAAUCACCAGAGGACAUUCGGACAGUUGUUGAAAACUUCCAAUCAGAAGAGCUAAUUGAAAGCGAUGAAUACACCAAAAACAUUCAAGUUCUUUUGUUGAAUAUGGCUGAACAUUGUCAUAAAAAAAUCUUGGAAAGCUUUUCUGUGCAAAAAGUACACUCCGAAAUUACUGAGGAAGUACCUAAAGAUCAGAUGUCUAUCCAAGAAAUUCAAAAUGAACAUGUUGUCGAAAGUUCUCCAGAUAUCAUGGAAAACAUGAACCAAGAAUGUUUAGCUAGUGAGAAAAGAGAAGAUAAUAUAAGUUCAUUGUUCUCUGAAAUAGUCCUAUCAGCGAACUCUAUAACAAAUAGUCCAUUUGUGGAACCAAUAUUGAAAAAUGACAUAAAUAACAUAGUUACAUUCCUAUCAGAAAUCAUUCCAAAAUUAGAUGAUAAAAAACUAACCGAAAAAGAACUGAACUUCUUUCAGAAAUCAAAAGAUUUUAUGAAUCUCUACAGCGAUUUGAUAAAUGAAGCGAGACAGACACAGGAUAUCAAAAUUCUUUUCGAAACUCUCCAAGAAUCAAUAGUAUCAUCUAGUCAUGAAGUUAUGAUACUAUACGAACUCCAAGAGAAACUCUACCACGACCACGUCUCCUGUCUCAAGAAACAUGAAUGUUCAGAAGCCGUCAAGCUAUCUUUAGAGGAAUUCCGCAGAAUGAUAAAGAACUUCGAGCCAUGCAAAUUUUCUGUUCGUUCAGAUUUAAUCGAAUUGAAAAAAUCUAUCACAGAGAUAGAGAUGAACGUAUCUUUGCUGAAAACAGAAAAUCCAACUUCAGAAGAAAAUAAAGCGAUAGAUCAGUCCUUGAAGACCACUUCUGCACUGCAAGCCUACAUCGAACAUAUAGCAUCUACUGGUCAGUUAGAAUCUCCAGAGAGUGUGAAAAGUUCCAUCGAAGAACUAAAGGUGUCUAUACUCGGUCUUGGUGAAAGCGUCGACUUGAAAACAACCCUAGAAAUUUUCGAAGAAACCAUUAGAAAUACAGUGAAUUUAUUAGAAACUAUCCCCGAAGAGAAUUACAUCAAGGUGAAGAACUGCACGAUGCAAAUAUUGAAAGAAGCCGAGAACACGAUAAAUUCUUUCGAUGCCUCUAAACUAACAAGGAGAAGGCGAUGCAUUUUAACCGAAGCUCUGAAACAUCUGAAUCAAGUAUAUAACAUUCUCGGUGGAUUAGUCUUUGGGGGUGAGAGUGAAUGCAUUUACUUUGGAAAUCUUCAAGAUCUAGUUAAGACCAUCGUUGAACUGAUAGAAAAUGAAGAUUUUCCACCAACUGAAAGCAGAUUUGAAGUAUUGGACUCCAAGGUGAAAAAAUUGAAGCCUUGUCCACAGGAAGAGGAUUUCUCCUCGACUUUCAACAAUAUGAAUAGUCACAUGACAGUAGUUGUGGAUAGCAUAAAAACCUUUAUCUCAUCUCUUGAAGAUACGUCAGACGAUAUGGAGAUAGCGCUUUCAGAUUUGCAGGUGAAACUUAACCAAUUGAGGAUCUCCAACCCUUCAAGCAAUAACAAACUCAUGGAGGAGUUAUUAAGAGAAAUCCACAUGAGUUUGAGCGCUCUACAAUUCGUCGCUUCAAGCCUUCUAGACGAUGAGAAGAAGGUUCUGAGAGUGGAUGAAGUACAAAUUGUUUUACAGAUAACGAGAGUCAUCGAAAAUAUGAAUGAGAUCAUUAUUUCUGCUGAUUCCGAGUUGAGUUCAGAUCAGAUAGUUGUUUUGGAAAGUUGCGUUCUAUCGCUAAAGAAGGCAUCUGAAAGCAUCAAUAAAGAAUCCUCUGGAAAGGAUUUCAUUGAGCCUUUACAUGAAAUAACUUCCAAACUAAACAAGGCAUAUGACAAGAUCAAACGUCACCAAGAGGAUAUUUAUCUCCAAAGGAAAUAUAUAAUAGAACAAUGUUUCGUCAAUAUAAAUGAUCUACAAACAAAAGUGAUGGAUCUUGGUCUACAAAAAGCCCAAUUGAAAGCUAUUCCGAAAGAUAUAAGUCCAAUAAUCCAAAGGAGCGAUAUAAUAGAAUUGUCUUCAGAGGAAUUCGAGGGUCUCAAAAAAAUCACUGAAGAUGUUCCAAUGGUUAGCAGAAUUUUGGAUGAAGAGGUGAAUUCAGAGAAACGUCACAAAACACUUAAGAACUUCUAUACUGAAUCCUUGGAAGUAUUUCAGAAAAUUUCAUCAACUCAGUUGUCAUUGAAUGUGAUGAAUUUGUUGAAAGAUAUUGAGACAGAGAUGGUAUUGGUAUUAGAAGAACUGAACGAGAUGAGUUUUGACAAAUCUGAAGAAGAUGUUUGUGCUGUACAGUCUCCAGAACCACCAAUUGGAAUGAAAGAACCCGUUCUCAAUCUGUUCAAUGCUUUAUCGGAGUUACAAAGGAGAGUCUUGAGUAUUUCAAAGGUGGAGGAAGGAGAUUUGGAUUUAUUCUCUUCAUUGUAUCCUCCUAUUACUCAGUUGCAACUAGAUCUAAGAAAAGAAGGUUCAUUAUUCGAUGACGAAACCUCUCUUAUAGUUGCUCUAAAUGGAGCAGUUGCAGAGUUUAUUGAUCUGUCCGAAAAAAAUGCAUUACACUUCCAGUCAUUUUCAGACUGCCUUUAUAAAAUGGAAAAUACAUUGAUCAGUGCUUGUAUGAAAGCAGCAUUAGUCAAAGAAACUGCUUCUGGAUCUCAUGUAGAGGAAAAUGUCAUCAGAAAUAUCCUGCCUGCAUUAGAUUCUCUGGUCAAAAUCGUUAUCAGUCUACAGACAGAAUUUAACUGUAGGAUUCAACUGCGUGGAAGUUUGAAUCGACUUGAUGAGGAUUCGUUGUUGCUGCAACAAAUAUUGGAAGACAAUAUCGAAUUAAAGAAACUAUCUGAGCCUCUCCAAAAUAUCUGCUCAUUCGUAAGAGCUGAGAAUACAACAUUCAAAUCGCAGAAAUAUGAAUCAUUUAUUCCUAAAAUAAAAAUGUUAUUAUCUAUUACGAAUGAUUUAUUGAUGCAAGAAAAUGUCAAAAAUAAUCCAAACAUUUUGAGUAAUUUUGAUCGAAUGGCGUCAACCUGUAGAAUACUAUGUGAAAAAGCUGAUUCAUCGAAAAUUCCAGUGAAUAUUUUUGAAUUGAGCGCUAUACUCAAAAAUAUAUAUGAAAUAUUAAGAGUACCCGAACAACCGGAUGUCAAAUCUUUAGAGAAAAUAGUUGAAGAAUCCCAAGAGACAGAAGUGACUUGCGUAGAAGAAGAAAAACCAACACAAUCUUAUGAGAAACAAUUACUAACAGCUGAAAUAAAGGAAUCUGAAAAUGAGAUGAAAGUUAUUGCUGACAUCAAAAUGAUAACAGAAAAUAUUUCUAAACUGAAUAUUGAGCCUCAAACGGAAGCGCAACAAGGUGUCAUGAGUCUUAUCAAUAUUGUCAAACCACUUACUGAAUUGAAAGAGGGUAUUGAAAUCUUCGAAAAAAGUGAAGAAACAGUAGCAGAUAGUAUGAAAGAAGAUGUAAAGAAAAAGUUGGAAACCAUGAGUGAGCCUUUGGAAAAACUGUCUUCCGUUUUGGUCAUCUUGACUGAUAGUGCAAGCAAACCAGAAAUUAAGAAUGUGGAAAAAGAAAUCAAAAACGCACUGCUCAGCCUUGAAGAAACUCUGAAUGUAAUGAGUGUAGAACUACCUAACAAAGAAAGUAUUCAACUACUUACUCAACCCAUUAAGAAAUUACAAUGUGAAGUAAGUAAUAUCGAGAAAAAAUUAUUGACAGCGGAAAUGAAGGAAUCUGAAAGUAAGAAGAAAGUUGUUGCAGAUAUCAAACUGAUAACAGAUAAUAUUUCCAAACUGAAUAUUGAACCACAAGCAGAAGCGCAACAAGGUGUCAUGAGUCUCAUCAAUAUUGUCAAACCACUAACAGAAUUGAAAGAGGGUAUUGAAAUUUUCGAAAAAAGCGAAGAAACCGUAGCAGAUAGUUUGAAAGAAGAUGUAAAGAAAAAGUUGGAAACCAUGAGUGAGCCUUUGGAAAAACUGUCUUCCGUUUUGGUCAUCUUGACUGAUAGUGCAAGCAAACCAGAAAUUAAGAAUGUGGAAAAAGAAAUUAAAAAUGCACUGAUAAGCCUUGAAGAAACUCUGAACGUAAUGAGUGUAGAACUACCUAAGAAAGAAAGUAUUCAACUACUUACUCAACCCAUUAAGAAAUUACAAUGUGAAGUAAGUAAUAUCGAGAAAAAAUUAUUGACAGCGGAAAUGAAGGAAUCUGAAAGUAAGAUGAAAGUUGUUGCAGAUAUCAAACUGAUAACAGAUAAUAUUUCCAAACUGAAUAUUGAACCACAAGCAGAAGCGCAACAAGGUGUCAUGAGUCUCAUCAAUAUUGUCAAACCACUAACAGAAUUGAAAGAGGGUAUUGAAAUUUUCGAAAAAAGCGAAGAAACCGUAGCAGAUAGUUUGAAAGAAGAUGUAAAGAAAAAGUUGGAAACCAUGAGUGAGCCUUUGGAAAAACUGUCUUCCGUGUUGGUCAUCUUGACUGAUAGUGCAAGCAAACCAGAAAUUAAGACUGUUGAAAAAGAAAUCAAAAAUGCACUGCUCAGCCUUGAAGAAACUCUGAACGUAAUGAGUGUAGAACUACCUAAGAAAGAAAGUAUUCAACUACUUACUCAACCCAUUAAGAAAUUACAAUGUGAAGUAAGUAAUAUCGAGAAAAAAUUAUUGACAGCGGAAAUGAAGGAAUCUGAAAGUAAGAUGAAAGUUGUUGCAGAUAUCAAACUGAUAACAGAUAAUAUUUCUAAACUGAAUAUUGAGCCUCAAACGGAAGCGCAACAAGGUGUCAUGAGUCUCAUCAAUAUUGUCAAACCACUAACAGAAUUGAAAGAGGGUAUUGAAAUCUUUGAAAAAAGCGAAGAAACAGUAGCAGAUAGUUUGAAAGAAGAUGUAAAGAAAAAGUUGGAAACCAUGAGUGAGCCUUUGGAAAAACUGUCUUCCGUUUUGGUCAUCUUGACUGAUAGUGCAAGCAAACCAGAAAUUAAGAAUGUGGAAAAAGAAAUUAAAAAUGCACUGAUAAGCCUUGAAGAAACUCUGAACGUAAUGAGUGUAGAACUACCUAAGAAAGAAAGUAUUCAACUACUUACUCAACCCAUUAAGAAAUUACAAUGUGAAGUAAGUAAUAUCGAGAAAAAAUUAUUGACAGCGGAAAUGAAGGAAUCUGAAAGUAAGAUGAAAGUUGUUGCAGAUAUCAAACUGAUAACAGAUAAUAUUUCUAAACUGAAUAUUGAGCCUCAAACGGAAGCGCAACAAGGUGUCAUGAGUCUUAUCAAUAUUGUCAAACCACUUACUGAAUUGAAAGAGGGUAUUGAAAUUUUCGAAAAAAGUGAAGAAACCGUAGCAGAUAGUUUGAAAGAAGAUGUAAAGAAAAAGUUGGAAACCAUGAGUGAGCCUUUGGAAAAACUGUCUUCCGUUUUGGUCAUCUUGACUGAUAGUGCAAGCAAACCAGAAAUUAAGAAUGUGGAAGAAGAAAUCAAAAACGCACUGCUCAGCCUUGAAGAAACUCUGAAUGUAAUGAGUGUAGAACUACCUAACAAAGAAAGUAUUCAACUACUUACUCAACCCAUUAAGAAAUUACAAUGUGAAGUAAGUAAUAUCGAGAAAAAAUUAUUGACAGCGGAAAUGAAGGAAUCUGAAAGUAAGAUGAAAGUUGUUGCAGAUAUCAAACUGAUAACAGAUAAUAUUUCCAAACUGAAUAUUGAACCACAAGCAGAAGCGCAACAAGGUGUCAUGAGUCUCAUCAAUAUUGUCAAACCACUAACAGAAUUGAAAGAGGGUAUUGAAAUUUUCGAAAAAAGUGAAGAAACCGUAGCAGAUAGUUUGAAAGAAGAUGUAAAGAAAAAGUUGGAAACCAUGAGUGAGCCUUUGGAAAAACUGUCUUCCGUUUUGGUCAUCUUGACUGAUAGUGCAAGCAAACCAGAAAUUAAGAAUGUUGAAAAAGAAAUCAAAAAUGCACUGCUCAGCCUUGAAGAAACUUUGAACGUAAUGAGUGUAGCACUACCUAAGAAAGAAAGUAUUCAACUACUUACUCAACCCAUUAAGAAAUUACAAUGUGAAGUAAGUAAUAUCGAGAAAAAAUUAUUGACAGCGGAAAUGAAGGAAUCUGAAAGUAAGAUGAAAGUUGUUGCAGAUAUCAAACUGAUAACAGAUAAUAUUUCCAAACUGAAUAUUGAACCACAAGCAGAAGCGCAACGAGGUGUCAUGAGUCUCAUCAAUAUUGUCAAACCACUAACAGAAUUGAAAGAAGGUAUUGAAAUUUUCGAAAAAAGUGAAGAAACCGUAGCAGAUAGUUUGAAAGAAGAUGUAAAGAAAAAGUUGGAAACCAUGAGUGAGCCUUUGGAAAAACUGUCUUCCGUUUUGGUCAUCUUGACUGAUAGUGCAAGCAAACCAGAAAUUAAGAAUGUUGAAAAAGAAAUCAAAAAUGCACUGCUCAGCCUUGAAGAAACUUUGAACGUAAUGAGUGUAGCACUACCUAAGAAAGAAAGUAUUCAACUACUUACUCAACCCAUUAAGAAAUUACAAUGUGAAGUAAGUAAUAUCGAGAAAAAAUUAUUGACAGCGGAAAUGAAGGAAUCUGAAAGUAAGAUGAAAGUUGUUGCAGAUAUCAAACUGAUAACAGAUAAUAUUUCCAAACUGAAUAUUGAACCACAAGCAGAAGCGCAACGAGGUGUCAUGAGUCUCAUCAAUAUUGUCAAACCACUAACAGAAUUGAAAGAAGGUAUUGAAAUUUUCGAAAAAAGUGAAGAAACCGUAGCAGAUAGUUUGAAAGAAGAUGUAAAGAAAAAGUUGGAAACCAUGAGUGAGCCUUUGGAAAAACUGUCUUCCGUUUUGGUCAUCUUGACUGAUAGUGCAAGCAAACCAGAAAUUAAGAAUGUUGAAAAAGAAAUCAAAAAUGCACUGCUCAGCCUUGAAGAAACUUUGAACGUAAUGAGUGUAGCACUACCUAAGAAAGAAAGUAUUCAACUACUUACUCAAUCCAUUAAGAAAUUACAAUGUGAAGUAAGUAAUAUCGAGAAAAAAUUAUUGACAGCGGAAAUGGAGGAAUCUGAAAGUAAGAUGAAAGUUGUUGCAGAUAUCAAACUGAUAACAGAUAAUAUUUCUAAACUGAAUAUUGAACCGCAAGCAGAAGCUCAACAAGGUGUCAUGAGUCUCAUCAAUAUUGUCAAACCAUUAACAGAAUUGAAAGAGGUUAUUGAAGUCUUCGAAAAAAGCGAAGAAACAGUAGCAGAUAGUUUGAAAGAAGAUGUAAAGAAAAAGUUGGAAACCAUGAGUGAGCCUUUGGAAAAACUGUCUUCCGUUUUGGUCAUGUUGACUGAUAGUGCAAGCAAACCAGAAAUUAAGAAUGUUGAAAAAGAAAUCAAAAAUGCACUGCUCAGCCUUGAAGAAACUUUGAACGUAAUGAGUGUAGCACUACCUAAGAAAGAAAGUAUUCAACUACUUACUCAAUCCAUUAAGAAAUUACAAUGUGAAGUAAGUAAUAUCGAGAAAAAAUUAUUGACAGCGGAAAUGAAGGAAUCUGAAAGUAAGAUGAAAGUUGUUGCAGAUAUCAAACUGAUAACAGAUAAUAUUUCUAAACUGAAUAUUGAACCGCAAGCAGAAGCUCAACAAGGUGUCAUGAGUCUCAUCAAUAUUGUCAAACCACUUACUGAAUUGAAAGAGGGUAUUGAAAUUUUCGAAAAAAGUGAAGAAACCGUAGCAGAUAGUUUGAAAGAAGAUGUAAAGAAAAAGUUGGAAACCAUGAGUGAGCCUUUGGAAAAACUGUCUUCCGUUUUGGUCAUCUUGACUGAUAGUGCAAGCAAACCAGAAAUUAAGAAUGUGGAAGAAGAAAUCAAAAACGCACUGCUCAGCCUUGAAGAAACUCUGAAUGUAAUGAGUGUAGAACUACCUAACAAAGAAAGUAUUCAACUACUUACUCAACCCAUUAAGAAAUUACAAUGUGAAGUAAGUAAUAUCGAGAAAAAAUUAUUGACAGCGGAAAUGAAGGAAUCUGAAAGUAAGAUGAAAGUUGUUGCAGAUAUCAAACUGAUAACAGAUAAUAUUUCCAAACUGAAUAUUGAACCACAAGCAGAAGCGCAACGAGGUGUCAUGAGUCUCAUCAAUAUUGUCAAACCACUAACAGAAUUGAAAGAAGGUAUUGAAAUUUUCGAAAAAAGUGAAGAAACCGUAGCAGAUAGUUUGAAAGAAGAUGUAAAGAAAAAGUUGGAAACCAUGAGUGAGCCUUUGGAAAAACUGUCUUCCGUUUUGGUCAUCUUGACUGAUAGUGCAAGCAAACCAGAAAUUAAGAAUGUUGAAAAAGAAAUCAAAAAUGCACUGCUCAGCCUUGAAGAAACUUUGAACGUAAUGAGUGUAGCACUACCUAAGAAAGAAAGUAUUCAACUACUUACUCAAUCCAUUAAGAAAUUACAAUGUGAAGUAAGUAAUAUCGAGAAAAAAUUAUUGACAGCGGAAAUGGAGGAAUCUGAAAGUAAGAUGAAAGUUGUUGCAGAUAUCAAACUGAUAACAGAUAAUAUUUCUAAACUGAAUAUUGAACCGCAAGCAGAAGCUCAACAAGGUGUCAUGAGUCUCAUCAAUAUUGUCAAACCAUUAACAGAAUUGAAAGAGGUUAUUGAAGUCUUCGAAAAAAGCGAAGAAACAGUAGCAGAUAGUUUGAAAGAAGAUGUAAAGAAAAAGUUGGAAACCAUGAGUGAGCCUUUGGAAAAACUGUCUUCCGUUUUGGUCAUGUUGACUGAUAGUGCAAGCAAACCAGAAAUUAAGAAUGUUGAAAAAGAAAUCAAAAAUGCACUGCUCAGCCUUGAAGAAACUUUGAACGUAAUGAGUGUAGCACUACCUAAGAAAGAAAGUAUUCAACUACUUACUCAAUCCAUUAAGAAAUUACAAUGUGAAGUAAGUAAUAUCGAGAAAAAAUUAUUGACAGCGGAAAUGAAGGAAUCUGAAAGUAAGAUGAAAGUUGUUGCAGAUAUCAAACUGAUAACAGAUAAUAUUUCUAAACUGAAUAUUGAACCGCAAGCAGAAGCUCAACAAGGUGUCAUGAGUCUCAUCAAUAUUGUCAAACCAUUAACAGAAUUGAAAGAGGUUAUUGAAGUCUUCGAAAAAAGCGAAGAAACAGUAGCAGAUAGUUUGAAAGAAGAUGUAAAGAAAAAGUUGGAAACCAUGAGUGAGCCUUUGGAAAAACUGUCUUCCGUUUUGGUCAUCUUGACUGAUAGUGCAAGCAAACCAGAAAUUAAGAAUGUUGAAAAAGAAAUCAAAAAUGCACUGAUUAGCCUUGAAGAAACUCUGAACGUAAUGAGUGUAGAACUACCCAAGAAAGAAAGUAUUCAACUACUUACUCAACCCAUUAAGAAAUUACAAUGUGAAGUAAGUAAUAUCGAGAAAAAAUUAUUGACAGCGGAAAUGGAGGAAUCUGAAAGUAAGAUGAAAGUUGUUGCAGAUAUCAAACUGAUAACAUAUAAUAUUUCUAAACUGAAUAUUGAACCGCAAACAGAAGCUCAACAAGGUGUCAUGAGUCUCAUCAAUAUUGUCAAACCACUAACAGAAUUGAAGGAGGGUAUUGAAAUCUUCGAAAAAAGUGAAGAAACUGUAGCAGAUAGUUUGAAAGAAGAUGUAAAGAAAAAGUUGGAAACCAUGUGUGAGCCUUUGGAAAAACUGUCUUCCGUUUUAGUCAUCUUGACUGAUAGUACAAGCAAACCAGAAAUUAAGAAUGUGAAAAAAGAAAUAAAAAAUGUACUGCUAAGCCUUGAAGAAACUCUGAACGUAAUUAGUGUAGAACUACCGAAGAGCGAAAGUAUAGAUAUACUUACACAACCUAUAAAAAAAUUACAAUGUGAGGUGGGUAGCAUUGAGAAUCAGAUAUUAUCAAUUGAAAAGAGGAAGUCUGUAACUGUUCUGAGGCUUGUGAAUGAUUUGAAAGAAAUUAUCUUCACCAUGUCUAAGGCGAACCUAACGCCUGAAAUGAAAUCACAAAAAAGUAUCCAAGGUAUCGUCAAACUAGUUGAAUCUUUCGAAGAUCUGAAGAAUGGCCUAGAAAGAUAUGAAGAAUCAGAAGAGCCAAUGGGAAUAAUCACUGAAGAUGCGAAUAGAAAACUCGAUAGUCUAAUCACACCCAUGGAAAAAUUAUCUUCAGUUCUGAAAAUCAUGGUUGAUAAUGAAAAAGAAUCAGAAAUUCUGAAUAUUGAACAUGAAAUUCGUAAUGCUCUCCUCAGUCUCAACCAAAAUUUAGAAUUGGUAGAAGUAGGAUUACCAAAAACUGAACACAGUGAAUUCUUGGUUCAACCUAUAAACAAAUUGAAAUGUGAUAUGAGGAAUAUUGAAGAAUCUAUCCGGAAAGAGGAAGCCAAAAUGUUGCAAAUAUCUGAGAUGAAACAACAUGUUGCUGAUCUACAUUUCCUCUCCACUUCUGAAGAGAAAUCGGUUCCUGGCAUUUCAAAGUUAUCCGAACCUCUCAAACAACUCAGAGCUGCUAUGAGUAUUACUGAAGAUGAAGCUAUGGGAACUCUGAGUGUACUCAAUACUCCAAUGGAAAAAUUAUCCGCUCUAAUCAUUAAAGUUGGAGAUUCGUCCUUGAAACCUGACAUGAAAGAAAUUACUCAAAACGAGCUACAAACAGGAAUAUCGUCUUUGCAAGAGGCUAUCUCUAGCUUAGACUCACAACGAUCUGAAAUAAUGCAACCAUUGGAAAAACUGCGAUCAGAACUAUCGGAAUUGAAGGAUUUCAUGUUGAUGGGACAGAAAACCAAGCAAAAGGCAGAGAAAAUCAUUGCUGAAAUAUCCCGUUUCAAUCAGAAUCUCGUGAGUUUCAAGUUAGAACCUUGCGCUACUCCUCUCAAAGCUGCACUCACCAUAGAUCGAAUAAUUGAGCCCUUGAAUGAGUUGAAAGAAGGUAUUCAAGCUUUCGAGGAAGUUGAAGACGAAAAUGUUGGUGUCAUCAAAGAAGAAGCAUUAGAAAAGUUAGGUGUUGUUGAAACGCCACUUCAAAAAUUAUCUAGAGUCCUAGUCCAGAUCAAUUCUUGUGAAAUCAAACCUGUUAUUACUGAAAUGACGAAACCCCAGCUACAAUUAGCUUUGUCAAUAUUCAAAAGUGAAAUUCAGAAGAUUUCUAUGUCUUUACCGGAAUCUAAAUAUAUUCAGUUGUUAGUUCAACCUUUGAACAAAUUGCAGGGAGAAAUAUCCCAAAUAGAAGAGCAUAUUGACGAUAAAAAGUGUGAAAUUGCUAAGCAAAUAAUUGCUGAUAUCGAUUCCAUAAAUUCUCAAGUUGAAAAUAUUGACCUGAAAGAUGAUUCUACAAUAAACGCAAUUUGUAAGAUCUGCAGUCCUUUGCUGGAAUUGAAGAUGACUAUCGAAAAGGAGGAAGCCGUUGAAACAAAACUGGAAGAACUCCAUUCUUCACUGCAAGAAUUAUCUAACAAAAUAGCAGAAACCAAACUACAGAAAGAUAAAGAAAAGAGUUAUUGUAUUGUUGAAAAUCUAACGAAUCUUCGCAGAUCCAUAGAAAGAGUCAAACUUGACGUUGCUAAGUCACAACAUGGACAAGUUCUCAUCAAACCGUUCGAAAACUUGCAAUGUGGUGUGGCUCAAGCCGAACAACAUAUAUUAGACCUAAAGAAGUUUGAUGAAUUGAAAGUUAAAUUGGAAAUUUUGGUAACCGUAAACCAAAAUUUAGCUAUGAUUGAAGCGAGAGAUAGUUCACUAAAGCAAAAAGGAAUAAUCAACAUUGUGAAGAUUAAACAUCCUAUCCUGGGUGUAAUUGAAUGUUUUGAAAAAAAAUCGAUAAAUAGUAAGGAGAAAAUUGAAGAAGCUACGAAAGCUUUGAAUCUGGUCGAAUCAUCAUUUAGAGAAUUAUCUUUCUUUCUUGAAAAAAUUAACAACUCCGAGAAACAAUUCGAAGAUGAUAAUGCAAUGAAGAGUAAUCUCAUGACUAUAUUGAAUGAAGUUGAUACAGCUAUCCAAUGCAUCAAUAAUGAAGGUGCAAUAAAAGAACGUCAUGAAAAGUUAGCAAUCUCCUUUGAAACUUUACAACAAGUAAUAUCUUCAAUUACAAAAGAUAUGAUUGCUGUAGACAAAAAGAAAUCGGAAAUAGCCCUCACAAUUAUAAAUGAAAUCGAAAAAAUACAACAAAACUUAAAUAUAAUGGAUGUAGAAACGGAACCACAAAAAGCAGAAUACGGAAUAACGAAAUUAACUGAACCUCUUAUCGAACUGAAGAAAGGUAUUGAUGCUUUUGAUACUGCUCAAGAAGAAAUAUCUGAUGGUUUGAGAAUAGAAACUUUGGACAAACUGAAUACAAUGAACAGUCCAUUGCAAGAAUUAGCAGCAGUUAUAGAGGUUAUAAAUGAGAGAAAAUCUGCUAUAGAUGUGAAACCUGAAAUACGGAGGAUUCUUUCUUGUAUAGAAAAAAGUAUCAAUGUAAUUAAGCAAGAUCUUCCACCGUUGAAAGAAGCUCAAUGGUUGGUGCAGCCUUUAACUCUUUUACAAGGCGAAAUAUCAGCUAUAGAGAAAAAUAUAUUGAAAGAGAAUUUGAGACAGAGUGGUAUGAAAUUGAAACUCAGUUUAGAUCGGUUUGAGCAAGAUGUUCAAAAGAUUAAUGUAGCUGCCUUGUCCAAACCACAAACAGCCGUCAUAUCCAUAAAUCAGAUAGAGAAACCCAUAAAAGAAUUCAAGGAAAAUAUAGAAAUUUUUGAGAUGCAACAAGAGAUUACAGAUGAACUGAAAAUUGAAGUCUUAGAUAAGUUAGCAGUAGUCCAAGAACCUCUACAGAAGUUGUCUGCUCUUUUGGUUUCCUUCAACAGUACUGCAAUAGCUCCUGGAAUCACACAAAUAACACAACCUAGUAUUUGUUCUUCUUUGUGUGCUAUUAAAAAUGAGAUUCAAAGAUUGACUUUAGACUUACCAAAAUUCCAACAGUGCCGGAUAUUGAAUGAACCACUUGAGAAGCUUCAAGCUCAACUGAUUUCGAUUGAAGAAGACGUUGAAGAAAUUUACCGACUGAGAGACAAGCUAUGCAGUUCAAUAGAAGAUUUCGAAAUUAACGUCAAUAACUCAAGAGAGGUACUUGACAACCAGAAUUGUGGAAUUCCUAAGCUCUCAGAGCCGUUUGAUAACUUUAAGAACUACUUGAAAAGCACAAACGAUCUUGAUAAACGUACUGUAACAAUUCUGAGUGGAAUCAAUUCUCCGUUACAAAAUUUAUCAGCACUAAUUGCUACCGUCAAAGACAUGUCUUUAACACCAGAAGUAGCUGGUAUAGUAAGAUCAGAAGUACACUCUGGCAUAGAGAAUUUGAAGGCCGUUCUAGAAGAUGUUCAUGAAGACUGUUCCAAUAAUUCAACUCUGAAAAAUCUGCUGUUCAAAUUACUGGAAAUUGUUAAAGGUAUAGAAGCUGAAAUAACGAACAUGGAAUUGCAAACGAGAAAAAAGGCAGAGUUGAUCAAAUUAAUCAUUGAUUUUACGAAAAGCGUGCCUGAAAAAUCGACAGAUACAGUGUUGUGUCAUCUCAAAAAGGCCAUACCCACCUUCAAUGAACUUAGUGAAGCUUUGAUGUUCGUAGAGAAGUCUGAGAAGUAUAGAGAAGAUGUGAAGGACACAAUACAUCGUAAUUUGUUCGCAAUGAUUGAACCAUUAGGAAAUAUAUGUGCUAUUCUUGUCAGCAUUCGUGACACAGGCGUAUCUGAAGAGAAGAAGAUUUUGCUCUUGAAUCUUGAAAAGAACCUUAUUGAAUUCAAAGACGUCAUUGGUCAUCUACAAACAAAAACAAGCAUAGACAUGUGUAGAGAGGUAAAUAAAGUUCUUGGAAAAUUGCACGAUGAUCUUAAGUCCAUUCUGUCAGGGGACGAGGAAGCGCAACUUAUAAAUAACAACAUAAUAUUGUUGUUGAAACAAUUCAUGGAAGAGAUGAAAGUUUUGAAAUCCAGAAGUUCUGACUUAUUCCCAGUGGAUAAAUUAGAUAAAAUUUCAAACUGUAACUUGGUCUCAACUCUUGAGAGUCAGAAAAGACAAUUCCCCAAAGUUGUGGUUGAGAAACUUGAAAAUUUUGAACAAGUGCUAGAUGAGAACGUUGUGGCUUUGGUAAAAUUGUCUUCGAAUAUUGAAGAACCUAAUUUAUUCCAGAACGCCAAGGAAAAUUUGUUGAAGAUCCUGAAGAAAUUAAGUGAAAGUAGUAAAGACGUUUCUUCUUCCUUGGAAUCAUCAACAGAAUUAGCAGUAUCUCUCUCAGAAUUUUCUUCUAGGAUAACUGAUCUUCUCGACGUAAAGCCGGUGAAGAAAUCAGUAGAAAAUAAAGUCAGCACCUCUAUAGCAGAUCUUAUUGCAAAUCUCAAUGAUCUAAAACAAGAAACUGUUCUAAUAAAAGCCUUCAAGAAUGUUUGCAUUACUGCACUGUUGAAUCUGGAAACACCACUUAUAGCAUUUAAGGAUAACGUAGACAAGCUCGGAACCAAUUUCUUUGCUUCCUUCCAGACUUCGAAAUUCGAAACUAAACUACUUUCAUUUAGAACCAACAUCGUAACUUUGCAAUGUGUGUUAGCCAAUAAAGAUCUUCUGAAGAAUGAAAUGUAUGAGCUGUCUAAAACUUUAAAAUCACUUGAGAAUAACUUGCGGCAGCUCCAAAAAGACCAGUUGUCGAAAAAUAUUGAUAUUAACGCAACAACUUCUUUGAGAAAACAUUUGAUUGUUGUAAUCGAAAGUAUUGAUAACGAAAAAUACGAUCAAAAAGUGUUGAGGCAACUCAUCGAUACGUUCAGAGAAUUAGAAACUAAUAUUCAGAAAUUGAAAAAAAUGAAAAAGAGUGAUCUGAAUGAAGAUAUCAGAAGAACUUUAGAAUUGUCAGAGAAUUUGAAGAACAUCGAUGAAAAUCUUGGAGUUGCCAAGCAAGUUAGUCAAAAUUCGAAAGACAUCUCUGAGAAAGCUUAUGAGAAACUGAAAAGUUUCCAGGAGAACUUAAGAAGUUUUAGUAUACAUCUAAACAAUAUAGAAGUGAAUGUAAACACUAGCAUUUACCAGAGCCUUCUUGAACAACAUUCUGAUGUUACAAAUAAUCUUAAAGCAUCUCUAGAUGUUCUUCUCAAUUUGCACCCUGAAAAUGAAACUAUGGAGGUGAUACUGAAUGGCUUAGGCUUACUUAAAAAUAUUUUCAAUACUUUAACAGAACAAGCGAAAGAUUCUAAGAGCAAAAGAAGGAACGAUAUGCAAAUUCUUGAUGAAUUCGAGAAGGCACUUUCUAAUUAUCAGAAGAAAAUUCCGAAUGUCGUAUCAACCUCGAAACUGGGAGAAUCUUCAGGAUUAACCAAACUCUUACAACCCACCUCCAUUCUUAUUGAAACCUUGAGAGAACUGAGGUCUGACAUUUUAUCAGAAUAUUCUCAACAAAGAGAUUGUGAUGGAACGAUGGUGGAAAAUAUGUCUAGAGAAAUCAAAGGAAUUGAAACAUUCACAGAAAAACUUCAAGGAAAAGAUAUAUUGGAACUGAAAAUUAUUCUCACAGAUUUGAAGGACAACUUCAAAAAUCUGAAAUUGACUAGUAUCGAUGAAGAAUUUUUCAGUCCUCUAGAUUUACCUAUUGAUAUGAUGAUAAGAGCCAUCGAUGGCAUAAUAAGAGUGAUAAAGUCAAAUGAAGAGAGCGAUGAGGAAUUGUCUGAAAAAGAAGUAAGUGAAGAUGAGUUGGUUGAAAAAAUAAAAGAUCCUUCAAACGAGCCACAAGAAGUUUUGAAGACACGAAAUGAAAAAGAUGAUGAGGAAACUCACGACGAAAGUAAUGCACAAAAUUCGGCAGAAAGAAUCGUUGAUAAAAUUGACAUUGAAGAAGAACAAAUAGUGAAAACAACAAAUGGUCGUGAAGAUAAAGAAAAAACCAGCAAUAUUCUUGUAGAAGAAAAAUUGAUGAGUUCAGAAAAACAAAAAUGUUUCAAAGAUGAAAACGAAUUGAGUAAAAAUAAGGAUACUAAUGAGGAUGAGUUGAAGUUGAAGGAAAAAGAAUCAAGUACUGAGGUGCAAAAAACAUCUGAUGCAAGUGAAAUGAAAGAUGACAAAGAAAAUUCUGAGUGUGAGAAGAUCAUAGAAAAUGAAAUCAAUGUGAUGAAAACAGAGGUUUGCGAUGACAAAGGAAUUAAUCAUGAAGAUGAUGAAGCAUCAGAAGAUAAUAAAAAAAUAGAAUCAAAAAAAGAAGAUGAAAAAAAGACAUCAAAGCAAAUAGUAGGAGAAGAAAAGCAAUCUGAACAGACUGAUAAGUUAGUAGAAAUAAAGAAGAAGGACAGUGGCGUGAAGGAAAUACACUCAGAGAAACAAGAAGACACUAAUAAACCAGUAGAAGUCAAGGAGGAAGAUAUUGAAAUGAAAGAGAAACACAUACAGAAAGAAGCAGAAAUUAAUGAACGUGUAGAUUUGAAAACGAAAGAUAGUGAAGUGAACGAAAAACAGGUUCAAAAACAAGAAGGAACUAAUGAAGGAAUGGAAAUAAAGAAGAAAGACAGUAAAGUGAAACAAAAAAGAAAAAAUAAAAAUGGAAAAGUAGAAAUUAAGAAAGAAGAUAGUGGAGAAGAAGACAAAAAAGUUCAAAAACAAGAAGCUAUAAAUGAACGAGUCGAAAUAAAGGAGGCAGGCAGUGAAGUAAAAGAAAAACAUAUUCAAAAAGAAGAAGAUACUAAUGAACAAGUGGAAAUGAAGGAAAAAAAGAGUGAAGUGAAACCAAAACAAGAGGAUCCAAAUGAAAGAGUUGGAAUGAAAGAGGAAACCAGUAAAGUUACAGAAAACCUCAAUCAAAAACAAGAAGAUUUUAAUGAACGAAUGGAAAUAAAGAAGGAAGUUAGUGAAGGGAACGAAAAACAGAUUCAAAAACAGAAAGAUACUAAUGAACAAGUGGAAAUAAAGGAGAAAAAGAGUGAAGUGAAACAAAAGAGAAAAGAUACAAAUGGAAAAGUAGAAAAAAAGAAAGGAGAUAGUGGAGUAAAAGACAAAAACGUUCAAAAACAAGAAGAUGUAAAUGACCAAGUAGAAAUAAAGAAGCCAGGUAGUGAAGUGAAAGAAAAACAUAAUAAAAAAGAAGAAGAUACUAAUGAACAAGUGAAAAUGAAGGAGAAAAAGAGUGAAGUGAAACAAAAACAAGAAGAGACAGAUGCAAUAGAUGGAAUUAAAGAGGAAACCAGUACAGAAAACCUCAAUCAAAAACAAGAAUAUAUUAAUGAACAAGUGGAGAUAAGGAAGGAAGAUAGUGAAGAGAUAGAAAAACAUAUUAAAAAACAAGAAGAUACUAAUAAACAAAUGGAAAUAAAGGGGGAAAAGAGUGAAGUGAAACAAAAACAAGAGGAUACAAAUGAAAAUGUAGGAAUGAAAGAGGAAACCAGUAAAGUUACAGGAAACCUCAAUAAAGAACAAGAAGAUGCUAAUGAACGAGUGGAGAUAAAAGAGAAAGACAGUGAAGUGAAAGAAAAACAUAUCCCAAAACAAGUAGAUACUAACGAACGAAUAGCAAUAAAAGAAGAAACUAGUGAAGUUACAGAAAACUUCAACCAAACACAAAAAGAUAUUGAUGAACGAGUGGAGAUAAAGAAGGAAUACAGCGAAGAGAAAGAGAAAGACAAUGAAAAACAAGAAAUCAUCGAGAGUAAAGACCAGGAGGUGAAGAUUGAAGAAGAAAUAACCAAGAUGCCUGGCACAUUGGAAGAGAAAAAGAAGCCAGAACCUGUACAAUAUGGUAAAGAAGAUAUUCAAGAUAUGGUUGAUGAAACGCAAAUGAAAGGAAAUAUUGAAUCACAGAUUGAUGACCGAAAAGAGGAAACUAAACCAGAAGGAAUCAAUAAGUCCUUGGAAGUUGAGAACAGAAGAGAAGACGUAGACAUUCAUGAAAAGAAAGCAGAUAAGUCAACUGCAGAUAAAAACGAAACUUCUAUCGAAACAAAAACACAGAAGAAAAGAAAAUCGAAAGGCACAGUCGAAAUGAAAAAAGAAUGUGGAAAGGCUGAAUCUGAAGAUAGCACUGAAAAAACUGAGAAAUUGGAAAAGGUUCAAAAAAUUGUGGAUCAACAUAAAGACAGUGAGAGUCACGCUGAGACUAUGACUGUCGAUAGAAAAGAUCAAGUACCAAAGAUUGAGAUGCAAGAGAAGACAGAAGAAAUUAAAACAGACUCCAUCAAGGAGAAAGUACCAGAAAAAUUAAUAGAGGCCAAGGUCAGUUCUACAGAUGAUGAAAAGAAAGUAUUGAAAAUUGAAGAACCUAUAGGCCAACUCAAUGAUGAAUCACAUAAAUCCGUGGAAAAAAGAGGUACAAAUUCAUUAGAAAUUCGAAAUGAGGACCUUAAAAUUGAUAUCAAAACAAAAUCAGAUGAACCAAAGGAAAAGAAAAUCGUCUCUGAGGAAUUGACGAAGAAUGAACAGAAGAAAGAGACAGAAAAUGAUAAAAAAGCUGCUGAAGAGAUCGAAAAAGUACCGGAUAAAUCAGAAAGUGGAAGCAAUAUUCAGGAAACAGAACAAAAAGAGGCGCUGGGAGAAAUUAUAGAAAAAGAAAAGGUUGACACCGAUAGUAACACUAAGAACUUAGAUGAAAUAUUGCAAAUAAAGGCAGAUGAAAAGUCUGAUGUCGAAAAGAAAAUUAAGAGAAGGAAAGAAGGAGAAAAUGCUGAAAAACAAAAGGUCAAAAAAGGUGAAAAAGUCGAGGCUGCGGAUACAAAUAUUCCAGUUGAGGUGAAAGGAGAUACAGAAAUAAAAGGACCACAUCUAGAUAACGCUACACAAAAGAUGGAAUCUAAAAAUGCCGAAAUAGUAAAAGAUAUUGUGAAUGGCGUACAAGAAAACCAAUGGGUCGCUCAAGUUGAUAUUGAAGAGAACAAAAACAUUGUGAGAACACAUGAAAGCGAUGAGACAAAGGAAAUUUCGAAGGAAAAGACAAAAACCGAUGAGAAAAAAGACGAUGUCACACUGAUUUCAACAGUAUCAUCUACCAAAAAUAAAGAAUCGAUGAAAACAGAUAUAAAAGUGAAAGACAUGAGAAAAGUUAGUAAGAGUAGAGAUGCAUUGUGCGAGAAGUUAUUAGAUGAGGUGAAACCACAAAAUGGAGAGUCAAAACCUAGGAAGAUAAUAGGGCAGAAAACUGAACAUGAACCCAGAAUUAAGGAUAACGUGUCUAGCAACAAAAGAAAUAUUCCUGAAUCUGAAAACCAAACAGUACAAAAUGGUAGUAGGAGUAUAGAAGAUAACAAAACCGAAUAUAUAAAGAAAUCAAACAUGACGUUUACUGGAAGAGAUAAUUUUGAAAUUUUACCAACUGGUCCAAAGGCUUAUAUGGGAGAAAGACAUACGAACAGAGCUCCAAUUUUUAGCACUUGCCUUUUCGAUAAAUCAGCUGUUGUUUCAUCCAACGUCAAACUAACCUGCACCGUUUUGAUGAGAGAUACAAAAACCAUAAGAUGGUUCAAAGAUGAGUCUCUCAUACAGGAAAACAGCAAGUACUACAUAAAUUUCCAAGAUGGUAUAGCAGAGCUAGAGGUGAAAGGAGUUUCUAUGAAGGAUAGUGGUGAAUACAGAUGUGAAGCUACGAAUGAUCAUGGAGCGUCAGUAACCAGAGCUUAUCUGACAGUAGGCGAAGAUAAGACUCAUCAGAAUAUUAAGAACGCCAUUUUCAGAGAAAGUUAUAGAGCCAAAGACGACGAGUUGACUUUAGAGUGUCGGUUGAAGUGUCGCCAACCACACUAUUUGAAAUGGUACAAAGACAACGAGGAAAUCAGCUUGGAUGGACGUUAUAUUCUGAACUACCUUGACGAUGGUAUUGCCCGGUUGGUCAUUACGAAACCAAACGAAUCAGAUGCCGGUGUUUACACUUGUACAGUGGCCGAUUCUGCUUACACCGAACAACUUUCACAUUCCUUGAAAUUUACAUCGGAAAGACCUAGACAUGUCCACAUUCCAAGUUUGCCAAAAGAUGACGAAGCAAUGCUGGUAACUCCUAGAAUUCCCAGAAGUUUUUCCGAGAGAGUCAUAUCUGAUUCUAAAUUCGAUUCGAGUGUUACUCAACCUAUAGUAACAAGGGAUUACCAUCCACCAUCGACCAAAAACCUCAGUUCACCAAUUUUCGAAAGAAGUCUUACCGACCAUAUGGUACCAGCUGGAGGAGUGAUGGCUCUUCAGGUUGAGAUCAAAGGAGAACCAACGGAGGUUUCGUGGUUUAAGGAGGGUCAAAAAUUGGUGCCAUCAUCUACUAGGCACCGCACCUUUGAAGAAAGAGGGGUCUAUACGUUGCUCAUACCAAAUAUUAGUGAAUAUGAAGCUGGUAAAUACACUUGUAGAGCUGUAAACUCUAAUGGAAGAACCGAGACGUCUUCUUAUGUUAAUGUGCUUCAACCAGGAGUUAUAAGAGAUGGAAAAUCCGCCAUGUUCUUAUCCAGGCCAGAAAAGGUGCUCAACGUAUGCUUGGGUGAAGAUGUUUCAGUGUCUUUCAGGAUAGGUGGUGACCCUAAGCCUAAAAUUUUCUUAAUGAAGGGUUUAACCGAUAUCACCGACAGUUCAAGAUGCUUCAAGGAAACAUCAGAUGAUUAUAACCGUUUCACGUUGAAGGCACUUACAGAUAAAGACAUGGGUACUUACUGCAUAUUGGCGAAAAAUAACCAUGGUUGCGAUAGGGCUUUCUUUACAUUAACACUGAGGAGAAGAGCUCGAUCUGAGACUCCUACUAGGGAUGUAUCCAAAGAGAUCCUCGAUGGUAUACCUUCUUAUUUGGAAAGGAAUUAUCUUCAAGAUGUUCCUGGACCAAUAUCAGACAAGCCCUCGGUCACGGACAGCGGCAAGAACUGGAUAUCUCUCUCCUGGGGCAAACCAGAACACCGGGCAGCUCCAGUCAUAGCCUACAGGAUAGAAGCAUGGCUAAGGGGAGGAGAGGGAGCUAGAUGGAAGGAGUUAGGCAUCUCUCCCAUCAACAGUUUCGACGCCUUCAAUUUGAAACCAGGUGGGGCGUACCAGUUCAGAAUCACCCCUCGUAAUAGAUACGGGUGGGGAGAGGCUGUGCAGAGUGACAUAAUCGUUGUUGGGGAUGCUUCUGGGCUGCCGGAAUUCACCAGGAUACUGCCAGGUCAACUGAAGACGCUGUUGGGAUCUACGGUGGCUUUGGAAUGUGAGCUCAAAGUUGAGUCUUCACCAACGAUCAGAUGGUACAAAAACUCAUCGGAAAUUGAUGUUGAUUCUGACAGCAGAUUUACCAUGUCCUACCACCAAAACGUAUGUGUUCUGACCAUAUCUAGUCUCCGUAGGGAUGAUAGUGGCAGAUUUAUUUGUGAAGCCACCAACAGAGCAGGAAGAGUGUCAACAUUCUGCAGGUUGUUUGUGGUAGAUGACCCAUCCAUUUUUGCUGCCGAUGAAAACCUAAAACUAAAUUUUGGAGGAGUUGAUAAGCACAAAGCCGUUCCACCCCAAUUCACGAUGAGACUUCGAGAUAGGAGAGUCCAAGUAUCAUAUCCAGUAAGACUAACCUGUCAAGUGAUGGCAGCACCUUCUCCAGAGCUGGUUUGGUUGAAGGACGGCGUAAAAAUAGAAGCAGAUGGUCGAUACAGUUUUUGGUCAGACGACAACUUCCAAACCCUGGAAAUAGAAAAGACUGAUCUCAGAGAUUCGGGAGUUUACACCGUGACAGCCAAAAACGAUUAUGGAACCAUUUCUUGCAGGUGUAACUUGGUAGUAGAUCAAGGUAUAAGGGCUUACAUACCUCCGGAAUUCAAAGGCCAACUUGAGGCAUCAUCAGUUGUGUUGAAAGAAGGAGAAGAGCUUCGUUUGUAUGGAAAAAUCGAGGCGUAUCCCAUUGUUGGCGUGGUUUGGUACAGAGAUGGCAUGAGGUUGAGACCAUCCAGAAAAUCUGUGAUGACCUUGUCAUACGAUGGUAGGGUAGAGUUAUCUGUGGCAGAUGCCGCACUCAAGGAUGCUGGACUGUAUUCUUGUGUUGCAACGAAUGAAGUCGGUAGAGCUGAGACAAGUCUAAGGGUGGAAGUUAAGGAAAAUAAGGAAGUGAAAGAUGCUCAAGCUCUUGUACCACAAGAUGGAAAGUUGUACUCUAAGGAACCACGUUUUCUGAAAAAACCUAGAUCUACGGAGGCUUAUGAAGGUGAUAACAUCGUAAUAUUGUGCGAAAUUAUUGGAGAUCCUGAACCAGAAGUGAUGUGGCUGAGAGAUUUUCUGCGGCCUGAUUAUUAUCGUGACGCUCCACAUUUUCAUCGAGUCGACCAAGGCCACGAAUAUCGCUUAGAAAUACCAAAUGCCAAGAUCGACUUCACCGGGACAUAUACAGUGUACGCCAAAAACUGCCAUGGUGAUGCCAAGGCUAUCAUAUCACUCCAAAUAAAAGUUAAAGAAGGAGCAAAAGUAGGCAAAACAAUGGAUGAGAAGAAGAUCAGUGAGUUCCAGACAGUGCCAUCUAUAAAGAGGGAACUGAAAGAUAUCAAAUGCUGUGAUGGAGAUUCAGUGACCUUCGAGUGUGAGGUUGAGGGCACCCCCACUCCUGAUGUUAAAUGGGAAAAAGCAGGGAAACUUAUACACCUUGGGGGGGAUUUCAAUGCGGACUUGGAAGGCACAAUAGCACGUUUGUCUAUCAAACAGGUUUAUCCUGAAGAUGAGGGCGAAUAUUCUUGUGUAGCAUUCAAUGAACUAGGAAAAGCAACAACCUCCGCAUGUCUCAUUGUAGAUUUGCCCGAGGAAAAAGAAAACAUCCUCAGCCAACAACUGCACAGACCUCCAGGUCACACUCUCGAACCCAGCCCCAUAACCUCACCAAGAUCAACCCCUAGACGCAGCCCUUCUCCAAGGGUACGCCCAAGAGACGUUCUCAUCAACACCGGACCUCACCGAAGGGUCAGAGCAACAGCACCCAAAUUCUACACCAUACCCCACAAUCGCAUCGCCGAAGAAGGUGAAACCGUGAAGUUCCAAUGCGCCGUUGCCGGUUAUCCAGACCCCUACACCAGCUGGGAAAAGAACGGCGUCGUCGUAACACCAAACCACAAGACCAGAAUCUCGGAACUGGACGAUCUGAGGGUACUGGAGCUGAAGGAGGUCACCAAGGAGGACUCCGGAACGUACAAAAUCAUCCUGGAGAACGAAGUUGGGAAGAUAGAGGCGUCUGCGCGUUUGGACGUGGUUGUUCGUCGGAACUACCACACUUUGACUACGAGAACCAGGGCCAGAAGCUUGUCGCCUAGAGUUUCGUCUUAUGGGAGGAGUCUGAUAGGUUCCACUGGGCUGUUUGGGAGCCGGACAAGGCUGCAAUGUGAUAUAAGGACAGUACCAACGCCUUAUCUCAAGUGGUACCGCGACGGCGUACCUGUGGAAGAGAGCCAGAAGUACCAUAUGUCUUCCAGUGGUACCAAAGCGUUCUUGGACAUAGCUGAAGUAUCCCACCAAGAUGCAGGAGUGUACCAAUGCGUAGCUGCGAAUGAUACUGAAUCCGUUGACAUAUGGGUGAAACUGGAGGUGAUCGAUUCUCUCCAACUUCUUGAAGCGCUACCGGAAGUGUUGAAGGUGGCAGAAGGACAUCAGUUGAAGUUGAGCUCGAAGGUCAAUGUUAGGCAGGACCUGGAUGUUGUGUGGAUGAAAGACGGCUGUGUUAUUCCGGAUUGUGAUGAAUUUAAACAGUUGGUUGGUGAUGAUGGUAGCGUGGAACUCAGGAUUGACAAUUGUGGGGCUGUGCAUGGUGGUGAUUAUAGGUGCGAGGUUUACACGCCUUUUGGUGAUGUUAUGUCGAAGUGCAAGGUUAGGAUUGAGGAUGUGAAUGAUCAGGUGGAAUUUGUCAAGAAGCCUUCUCCUGUGAUUGCAAUUGAAGGUAAAAAAGCAUCCUUCUGUGCAAGGAUCAAACAGAAGUCUUACGAGCAAAAAUAUCGCAUAGAUUGGGAAGUGGCUGGUAGACCAGUUACAAACUCUUCUAAAUUUACAGUAGAGGAAGACCGUGACGUCAGCGUGCUUCAGAUAGCCAGCGCCGGACGCCACGAUGCUGGCCCGGUGAGGUGCCUGGUCCGUCGAAGGCGGAUCGGCAGAACGAUCCGACAGUCGCAUUCGCGCGGCGACCAAGAGUGGACUGCUGACGACGAAGACGACGACGCGAUCUUGUGUUCCUGCGACGCGGAGUUGACGGUGGUUGGCGAUAUAUCCGAGCUUGGUGCCGACGGAGGCGUCGCGAUGGAGGUGCUCGAGGGCGCGAGGAAGACGGUGGACGACGUCGAGGCGGCGGACGAGCCGGCCAUGCUGCUCAGGGGGCCGCUGGAUACGACGGCGCUGGUCGGAGAUAGGGUGUUACUCAAGGCUACGUAUAUGGGCCGUCCGGAUCCGACUGUCAGGUGGACUAGAGCGGGCCGGGAGUUGAAGAAUGACGAAAAAACAAGCAUCACCAUUGGUAAUGGCGUGACAUGUCUGCUUCUCCAGAACAUCACUGCAGAUGAGAGUGGAAAAUACGACGUUUGUGUUGAAAAUUACCAUGGUUCAGAUUGCAGUUUCGCUUCGGUGUCAGUAGAAGGUCCUCCUGAUCCACCAAGUGGCAAGCCGAGCAUCACCGCCUCGUCCGACGCCGUGACAGUGACCUGGAGCAGUUCUCCCUACGAUGGGGGCAGGAUAGUUACCGGUUUCGCGGUCGAGUACUGCCUAGUGGGCAGCGACAUCUGGACCGAAGUGACGGAAAACUGCCAUUCCCUUUCGUACACCUUCAGGGGAUUGCAACCUGGAGCGCGAUAUGUGUUUAGGGUUAGGGCUCAAAAUGUGCAUGGGUACAGCAGGCCGGGACUGGAAUCUGACAUCUUGCAGUUAGAAGAACUGAACGAAAUCUCAACCUUCGAGCCCAGGAUGGUUUCGUUGGAGCCAGGACCCGAGUUCAAGGCCCGCUACGAUAUUUUGGAGGAACUUGGCAAAGGGAGAUUCGGCGUGGUGCACAAAGUGGUCGACAAGGCAACGUCGCAGAAGCUCGCUGCCAAAUUCAUAAGAUGCAGGACAGCCAAAGACAGGGACAAGGUCCAGGAAGAGAUAGACAUAAUGAAUCAGCUGAGGCACCAAAAGCUGCUCCAGUUGGCUGCAGCCUUCGAGAAUCCCAGAGAAAUGAUAAUGGUCAUGGAAUACAUUUCCGGAGGGGAGCUCUUCGAACGGGUGGUUGCCGACGAUUUCACGUUAACAGAAAAAGACUGCAUACUCUUCGUCAGGCAGAUCUGCGAGGGUGUGGACUACAUGCACAGUCAGAACAUCGUGCAUUUGGACCUAAAACCGGAGAAUAUAAUGUGCCACACGAGGACCUCACACGAGAUCAAGAUCAUCGAUUUCGGGUUGGCCCAGAAGCUGGAUCCCGAGAAGCCCACCAGGGUUCUGUUCGGAACCCCGGAAUUUAUACCGCCUGAGAUUAUCAACUACGAGCCUAUCGGACUGAAGUCGGACGUAUGGUCUAUUGGUGUCAUAUGCUACGUGCUAUUAUCAGGACUGUCACCAUUCAUGGGUGACAACGACGCUGAAACCUUCGCCAACAUCACCAGAGCCGACUACGAUUUCGACGACGAAGCCUUCAAUACAGUCUCCCAGAACGCAAGAGACUUCAUUUCUGCCGUUCUUGUAAACAGGAUGGAAGAUCGUCUAUCUGCAGAACAAUGCAUGAAACACACCUGGUUGGACCCUGACAAUCACCAAGAGACUGUUAUUCUCUCUACAGACAAACUGAAGAAGUUCAUCAUACGCAGGAAGUGGCAGAAAACAGGUAACGCCAUACGUGCUUUAGGAAGAAUGGCAACUCUCUCAGCGAGCAGAAGGAAUUCGGCUAACAAUUCUACGCCCAACACUCCUAGGCCUUCACUUACAGGUGGCACUGUAAACUCGAUGUUACCUAGGAAUGAUGGUUUUCUUGAUGCCGGUUUCCAUUCGCUCACUUUAGAAGAUACAGUACAAGAGGUUGAUCAGUCAGAGGAAGAAACAAGCUACGUUGCAGAAGAAGAAAUCAGAGAUAUGAACCCAGAAGGCGUAAAAGUUGAAGAGGAACCUCAAACAAUGAAUAGCCAAGAGGUUAUUGAUGAAAAAGUUGACGAAACUAUAACGAACGCAGACUCUAACGGAAAUUACGAAAUUGAAGAAAAAAAUACAAAAAUAUACAGUGAAAAUACCACAGAGGAAAUAACACGUGUCAUCGAAAACGAACACAUCUAUCCCAAAGACGAAAACUCGAACUGCAGCCCCAGGUCGGUGAAGAUGAGGUCUUGCACGGAGAGGAGCGACAGCGGCAUCAGCUGCUCCUCCCACCUCACCACCAGCUCUACCGCGUCCACCCCCCUCUUAGGUAAAAAAAUCUCUAUCGUUGAAGAGCCAGAAUACAGAAGGCCUACUCUUGCAGAUAGCAACGAAUCGCUCAAUUUGACCUCUUCGAAAUUGAUAACUUUGAGUUCGAAGUUCGAGAGUAGGGAGACCUUGGCGGGAAGGCCGAAAGAGGUACUCCCUAGCGAGGAGAACUUGAGGAGCGCUGUCAGGUGCAAAGCUGUCAACGUUAAGUUGGAAGAUAAGAUAGAGACUUUCGAGAAUGGCAAAUCCACCCAUUCGGCAAAUGGCUUGAAGAAGGUGCCAAUGUACUCAACCUAUACGUCAAGGACAGUAGCUAGCGCCAUCAAGAAAUUCGACCAUCUAGAUAAGACCCCACCCAAAUCUCCCUCAAAACCAAGUACCACCUCCAAAGUAGAACAUGAAUCAGACAGCAAUUCCAAGCAAUCUGAAAGGAUAGGAAGACUGGAAGAACCUAGAACGAGAAGCAGAUCUAAAUCCCCUUGUCCAAAAAUCGACAAAACAAACACUAUUUCUCCCAAAUCACCAUACGAUAGGUCUAGGUUGAGGGCAACGUCUCCUCGUCCACAAACUAAAAACAGUGAUAAAAAUUUACCAAAAAUAACGGUGGAAAAAGAGCAUGUUACAGUUAACAACUCGACAUCCAUGCCCAAUAGACUGGUAACGUCAGAUGUGAAAUGUGCGAACAGUAACUCAACACUAAUUCCACAUCAAACGGUGAGGUGUAGAAGUCCCUCGCCAUCUUUAUUGAGGAAAACUCAAUCUUCCCUGGCCAAAGAACAAAACAACGAACGAUACGUGAGCAAAAUAUCUAGCAGAAAUGGGAUGAACAGCGUUAAGAGUCCUAGCAAGAAUGGCGCUUUGGUGCCAAGGAUCGACAAGCCUCAAAGUGAGAAGUUUCAAAGGGUUUCUGCGUUUUGGAACGCGCCCAAAUCGUAACGUAGCCUGUGACUUUAUCUUAGCCUGUAGGUUUCAAAAUGUAUAUAUUUUUCUCAUACCAAACUUGUGCCUUAAGAAUUAUAAUAUGUAUACUUAAAAGUUGAUUUUAGCUCUCUUGUGUUUGACAGUGUAUUGUACCCUCUAUUGUAUGUUGAAGAAAUAUAUUUAUUGUUUCAAA
This is a messenger RNA of Harmonia axyridis, 34515 nucleotides long. RefSeq lists its product as uncharacterized. The record is from RefSeq and is a predicted model, not a curated record. The transcript is spliced from 33 exons. Gene Ontology annotation, biological process: protein phosphorylation. Bases 258 to 34337 code for a protein of 11359 amino acids. Gene Ontology annotation, molecular function: ATP binding; protein binding; protein kinase activity. NCBI's taxonomy places the organism in Eukaryota, Metazoa, Arthropoda, Insecta, Coleoptera, Coccinellidae.